AAACAACGACGGCGCCGCUGUCGACAACGGGCGAUGACUCGUCCGCGACCGCCAUCUUUGAGGCUCGACCAUCUCGGUCUUGAUCCCUCUAGUCUGGUUGGAAGAGUCCUCAAAACUAUCAAGCACUCUGAAAAGCACCCCAGUCUUACUCUGCAUUUUCUUGACGGCACUCGCAUUCAAAUAAUGGUCGAUGGAUACUCGCCAGCCCAUCCUGGCGUACCAAAAGAGCUUGAAAUGUCACCAUCUUUCCGCGCUCUGUUUAAUGCGGGAGACUCUGUCGAUCUCACAGUGACCGACUGCGCACUGAUCACUCUAUCCGACAAAGCUUUUGCCCUCGAAAGUAAUGACCAAUGGGACCAACGUCAUUUGGGUGUGGCUUUCAAGUUUUCUGCCGCUUCUGGUAGUUUAGACGGACUACCAGAUCCUUGGCAUUGCGUCUGGGCUACACUAGAGGAGCAUGAUCAGCAUGGCUCGUGCAUUUUUCGAACCUAUGAAGACGUCUACCUCGAGGAGCUGCAACGAUCUCCCCGAAAGGCCCGACACCGCAAGCAGAGUGGUCCAUGA
This is a messenger RNA of Mycena indigotica, 564 nucleotides long. RefSeq lists its product as uncharacterized. The transcript is spliced from 3 exons. Bases 34 to 564 code for a protein of 176 amino acids. The record is from RefSeq and is a predicted model, not a curated record. Lineage: Eukaryota; Fungi; Basidiomycota; Agaricomycetes; Agaricales; Mycenaceae.